Molecule: messenger RNA, 852 nt
Organism: Yamadazyma tenuis ATCC 10573
Lineage: Eukaryota; Fungi; Ascomycota; Pichiomycetes; Serinales; Debaryomycetaceae
Cellular component (GO): fungal-type vacuole; cellular bud neck
Source: RefSeq, a predicted model, not a curated record
AUGCCCAGCUUGGACUUACCAUCGUUGUCAAGUACUGGAGAGACCUACACCACACCCUCAGUGACGGUUCCACCCAACGAUAAUAACCCUUAUAUUUUGACCACUUCCAACGUUAACGGAACCGUAUUCAUAGCCGUGGGGUCUAUAGUUGGUGCCAUGCUUUUGGCCUUCAUCUUAUAUCACCUUAUCCGGUCAAUAACAGCAUCCCGAAAUGCCAAGAAGGCUCUUCUUGAUGAUAAGCAAACGUAUGAAAAGUAUCAAAACAACAACUCCACCGCAUACGGAUUGAGUCCCCUGACGACAUUAAACUUCUUUGGUGAUACUCGGAACUCGCAGGUAGGUAAAUUACCGUUGUUGCUGCACCACGCCACAAAAUCGUUUUCUGAUAUGAACGGGGGAUACAUUGACUCUCAGCUUGGAGACACCUCCACUUUAUAUCAGUCUGAAGUGGGAAUGCCAACGGUUAAGAAUGAUGUUACAAAGAUGUUCAUUUCACCUACUGCUGAGGUAAUGUCACACAACCGAGUCAAGUCCCAAAUUUUUGGAUCCAACACAAACCUCUUCAACAACCUGAUGUCCAACAUGUCCAACACUCCCGACCAAACCCAACAUUCCACCAUCCCCAACUUAUAUAUCAGCAACGACAACACCAACAGUGAAUAUUCCUUGAGCACAAACACAAACAGCCACACCAAUAAUCACUAUCCGAUUCAGAGAGAUAUGCUGAAACAAGAUAUUCCAGAACACUUGCAGCGAAUGGCUGCCAACUCGAGUUCACAGAAUACCUUGAACGUCAAGCCUAAUCGGAAGACCAUUCCUAGUAUGUACUUGGAAGACUUGAUUGAUGAGUAG